Dama dama (fallow deer) is the source of this 2632-nucleotide messenger RNA. It is a transcript of the gene PARVG, whose product is annotated as parvin gamma. The transcript has 14 exons. Gene Ontology annotation, molecular function: actin binding. The record is from RefSeq and is a predicted model, not a curated record. Gene Ontology annotation, biological process: substrate adhesion-dependent cell spreading; establishment or maintenance of cell polarity; cell projection assembly. The coding region runs from base 170 to 1165 and encodes 331 amino acids. Lineage: Eukaryota; Metazoa; Chordata; Mammalia; Artiodactyla; Cervidae. Gene Ontology annotation, cellular component: cytoplasm; actin cytoskeleton; focal adhesion.
AGGGACAGAGAGAAGAAGUAAGCCACAGGCCCUGGAGGAAGUGAGACGCUUGCCCCUGCCUCCCGGGCGGCCCCUGCCGAUUUGCUCUGGAACCCGGGACCACCAGCGCUUGAGCCCGUGGCCUUUGUUUCCCUGAGUGAAGGAAGCAGCCAGGGCCGGCAAGGCAGCGAUGGAGCCGGAGUCCCUCUACAACCUGCUGCAGAUCCCCGGGAAGGUGGACCCACCGGCGGAGGAAGAGCUCUCACAAGGAGAGAAGAGGAAGUUCCUGCCCCCCACUUCCCGGAAUAACCCCAAAUUUGAAGAAUUGCAAAAGGUGUUGAUGGACUGGAUCAACGCCGAGCUCCUCCCGGAGCACAUCGUGGUCCGCAGCCUGGAGGAGGACAUUUUCGAUGGGCUCAUCCUGCACCACCUUUUCCAGAAGCUGAGCGGACUCAAGCUGGACGUGGAGGAGAUCGCCUUGACCGCAGCCAGCCAGAGGCGCAAGCUCACAGCGGUCCUGGAGUCUGUGGGCCAGAGCCUGCAGGUGGAGGAGCCACAGGCCAAGUGGAGUGUGGAGAGUAUCUUCAGCAAGGACCUGCUGGCCACCCUGCAUCUCCUCGUGGCCCUGGCCAAGCGCUUCCAGCCCGACCUGCCCCUCCCGACCAACGUGCAGGUGGAGGUGAUCACCAUGGAGCGCACCAAGAGCGGCCUGAAGUCAGAGAAGUCGGUGGAGCAACUGACUGAGUGCGGCACAGACAAGGACCAACCAUCAAAGGACGUCUUUGAUGAAUUAUUUAAGCUGGCUCCAGAGAAGGUGAACGCUGUCAAAGAGGCCAUCGUGAAGUUCGUCAACCAGGAGUUGGACCGCCUGGGCCUGUCAGUGCAGAAUCUAGACACUCAGUUUGCAGAUGGCGUCAUCUUACUCUUGCUGAUUGGACAGCUGGAAGGCUUCUUCCUGCACUUGAAGGAAUUCUAUCUCACUCCCAGCUCUCCUGCAGAAAUGCUGCACAACGUCACCCUGGCCCUGGAGCUGCUGAAGGAAGAAGGCCUCCUCAGCUACCCCGUCAACCCCGAAGACAUCGUGAACAAGGAUGCCAAGAGCACGUUGCGGGUCCUCUACAGCCUGUUUCGCAAGCACAAGCUGAAAGAAAGCACAGAUGGGGUGCCCCAGAGGUCCCCAAAUUAAUCGUCACAGCCCCCAAAGCUGUUCCUCACGGCCUGCCUGCCAGGCCCAGCCGGAGCGCCCUGGGCCGCGCGGGGGCUCCUUGUGGUCCAGCCAGCCCUGGGCCUCCCAAUCUUGUUCUGUGCGUCUGUGGCAUGCCCGCCCCGCCUCUGUCUCCUGUUUCCAUCCUUCUGAAUAUCUUUGAACCCAAUUAGGCGUGGUUUCGUGCUGAGCUAACCUCUGAUCUCGCUUGGUUUAUUUUAACAAAUGGAUCUCUGGGAGGGAUGUGGGGAGCCUGCCAGUGUCCUGGGAAGGUCCCCCUUAAAUAUGCAUGGAUAUGAGCUGAGCCCCAAUGCAGGCUCCCGCCCCGCGGGGCAGGCCCCCAGGGGUUCAGGAGCUGGCUGCCGGGGCCACCGCCGAGGCAGCUGCAAGGGGCCUGGCGGUACUGACCUUCAGGGGGGCUGAGGGGCUGACCCUGGAGUAGGGGGGCCCUCAGCCAUCAGUGCUGACCUGACAGCAGGGACCCGCCUGCCGCACUCAGUUACUGGUGUCCACCUGCCUCUCAUGUGGGGGUGACGGGCCCAGGAUCACCCUCCAGAGGCUGGAGUCCCACGUGGCUCCGAAACCAGGCCCUCAGGAAAGUCAGUUCAGUUACUUGCCAGAGGAGCCAAGGCCCAGGCCCACCCCACAGCCACGAUGGUGAGUUUCACCUGAAAGUCACAGAGAAGAGGCCCUCGUGGCUGGUUAGCAGGUCAGAUGGACUCCCUGUCUGUCCCCAGGGAGCUGCCCUAUCACUCUCUCCAAGGAGACUCGGCACUUGCUGUCUAUGUUUCUCGAAGCAGAAGCCCCUGUAGCAGGAUGGAACAGGGGUUCCUGGAGCUGACAGCGGAUGGGAACAAACCUGGAGGAGGCUCCGCGGGUGGGAGUGAGGGUCGGUGGGCAGGGCCGGGGGGCUGGAUCCGGCUGGCCCUGGGCUCCUCCCCUGCCCUCCCAGCUCUGGGUCUCUGUAAAGGACGGAGCCCACUAGGUCUGAAGUUGUCACCGUUUGACAGCCUUGGAUCUGGGGAGGGGCUGUCUUUGGGGCAAGGGGCUGACGUGGGCCAGGCCCUCUUUGCCCGACCAUCGAGUGGAGCUCGGAGGAUGUGCUCUGUAUGGGGAGUGACUGACACCACGAGCCCUUGGAGCUGGUGUCUGAGUGUGAGAUAGUCUCAGGGUGGUCUUACCUCCACCCCACCCCCAUCCACCUGCUCCCCUCCAACUCACAGGUAAUUAGGAUGAGGGUGGGGCUGUGUGAUGGGAUUAGCAUCCUUAGAAGAAAAGAGAGAUCAGACCGGUCUCUGCCCUGUGAGGACGUAGCAAGAAGGUGGCCGUCUGCAAACCAGGAAGAGGGGCCCUCACCAGGUAUCGAAUCAGCGGGGACCUCCAUUCUGGACUUCCCAGGUGUCAGAACUGUGAUAAAUAAAAGUCUGCGUUUUGGUUUUUCUUUUUUAA